Molecule: messenger RNA, 1164 nt
Organism: Rubroshorea leprosula
Lineage: Eukaryota; Viridiplantae; Streptophyta; Magnoliopsida; Malvales; Dipterocarpaceae
Source: the annotation of a GenBank genome assembly
AUAUCUAGUGAGUCAAAUCUAGAACAUUUAUUUUAGAAAAGAAGAUUACUACUAAACUACUUGUUCAUUGACCAUAACAAUAAUUGAUACAAACAACAAACAACAACUAAGCUCUCUCUCAAAGAAUGAGAGGAUUUACCCCACCAUGGGACAACCACAGUGUUUCGUAACUGCCUUCCCUCUUGCUUCCUCUCCCUUGAUUCCUCUCCUUUGUUUAACCUUUCAUCCCAGAUCAUUUCAAUCCCCUCCAUCAUCGCCCCCUCACACGCCUGCAACCUGUCGUCUGCUAGCAGCCAAUCCCCAGCUUCCUCUCCCUCCUGCCCGCCAGCCAUCACCGGCCUUGCUCUGCGCCCAAUCGCACACCUCUGGCCUCUGCGCGCCUGAUCGCCUCUGCCCGGGCCCAGCCUGUGCCUCUGCGUGCCUGCACUCUGCGCCACUGCUUGCUUUGGUGCGCCACUGCCUGCACUCUGCGCGCCCAGAUCGCCUGCACUCUGCCCCUGCACACCCGAGCCAUCAUGCCCCUACGCCCCUGCUGCUACACCAAAUCAGCCCUUGCCCCCUGCUGCGCCGAACCCACGUUGCUUGCACGCCUGCACUCUGCGCCAGCAAUCAUGCCCUCUGCACCGAGCCAUGCCCCUGCCUCUGCUCGCUACAGUACAUGCCAGACAAAGUCUUCAUCAUUACUGAUUGACGGAUCAAGUUUUUAUUUUAUUUCAUCUUAUUUUAUUUGGGUAUAUAUAUAGGAAAAAUCAGAAUGAAGAGGGGGGGUUGAUUGUGGAGUUUUGGUGUUUGCUUUGGUUGAAGGUUGGAGUUGAUUUUGGGGGGGUCUGUGGUUGAUUUUCGGAGUUGAUUUGGAAGUCUCUGUUUGUUUUUUUUUAGAGCAAUAAAGGGAAAUUCCGAGAAGAGGAGGGGUUUAGUUGAGAGGAGAAAAGGGUGGUUGUUGGCUGAUUGUCGGGGGGAUAGUUUGGAGUUUGAUUGUGGGUUAUUUUUGUUGAUUUUGGGACUGGUUUGGGAGUUCUCCUUUUUGGGUGAGCUCUAUCUCCGUCACUGGUGUUGAAGGACUGGUUCGAGAGUGCAGAUUUGGGAGAGUGGAACAGCGGCUUAAGGAAAAAGGGAAACGUUUUCUGGGUUUGCCUUAGGUAAUUUCUGAACAGAGGAAUUUUU